Molecule: messenger RNA, 11188 nt
Organism: Athalia rosae (coleseed sawfly)
Lineage: Eukaryota; Metazoa; Arthropoda; Insecta; Hymenoptera; Athaliidae
Gene: jing
Product: homeobox protein 10
Exons: 9
Coding region: 494-3631 (1045 amino acids)
Biological process (GO): regulation of transcription by RNA polymerase II
Cellular component (GO): ESC/E(Z) complex
Source: RefSeq, a predicted model, not a curated record
AAACGAGGGGCGCGCCGUACUUCGUGGUGAUGGUGGGGGUCGAUCGGCGAUUAUCGUCCGUCGUCGGAUUGAUUCGCAAGAUGGCGCUGAGGUAAGAAAGGGGAGUGCGCCGUCGAGACCGAAUUCCGGGGAUCAGGAUCAGCAUAGCGUCGGGAGAAGCCCAGAGUGGCUGAGUGCGGAGUCUGCGGGUGUAUCGCGAAACGCGUUGAUCGUUUGAUGGCGCGUCGUCGCGACGCCGUGCGGGGUGGGAUUAUGGUUUACUGGUAACUUGUUUAGCGUCGUUUACGGUGACGUCACGACGCCAGUCGUCAACAUGGGCGACUGAAUCGUGGUCGGCUCGGCUCCUAAGCUGCAACGCUUAGAGGUGAGGUUGGGUUUUGAAGUAAAGGCAUCGGCGGCACCACUACCACCAUAAUCAUCGUCGUCGCCGUCAGGGACUGCUGGGUUAAGCAGAGCCAGAGGAAAAAGGCAUCAGCAGUCGUUAGUUUACAAGAUGGCAGACGGGCCGUGCGGUGAAGAGGCACCGAGUCUAUUCGGCUCUAUAAAUCGCGUGCCCAAAGAAAGACACAAGUUCAACAACAACGAUCUCCUCAUGAACAUUGAUAACAAUAAAGAGGCCGUUAGUCUCAACAAAAUUUGUGAUAGGGAGUGCGCUAGUUAUAUCGUUGAAAAUAAAAGUGCUGGUGAUGUUGAUGUUGAUCGUGAUCGUGGCUUUGACGACGACGACGACGACGAGGAUGAUGAUGAUGAUGACGACGAUGACGAUGACAAUGACAUCGGCGAGUACGAAGACGAGGGCGACGUUGACGACGACGAAAUUAGCAGCAGUAGUAUAAUCAGCAGUUGCACGAGCGAUGGAAUCCUUGUUGUUAAUUCAACGAGCUCUUCAACGAAUGUUCAGACCACUCAAACAACCGUAGUCAACAACAACAACGCUAAAGAGCCAGUAGAUCAGGGUAGUGAUCUCGUAGGUAUGAUGAAUCCUGUGAAUAAUAAUAACAAUAAUAUUAAUAACAAAAAAUUGAAGCAAAAAACACUUGGUGGUAAGCUAGAGGACAGAAGUUUGUUAGAUGGAAUUAUCAUGAACGCCGAAACAAUAUCGUGCGGCGUUAUCGUUCAAGAACCUAAAAGAGGAGCAGCGGUUAAAACUAUCGUCGAAAUAAAACCCACGGGGCUCGUUGCUUCCACAACGAACUUCAAGGGACAAAUUAGAACCGCUGAGGAUAACGUCGGUGGACCCUGCGGGAAGAAACGAUGCGUCGAUCGAUACGAUAGCUCCGAAAGCUCCGACAGCCAAUUUCUCGAUCGAGAUGGCGGCGGUAAAACGCCUCGUGGCGAGGUGGUACUACUGCAUUUGGUAAGAUGGAGAUCGUCGAUCGAAGAUGACUUGUUGGAAAAUUUGAGGAGGAAAUUUUUUGCCGAUUACGAUUACCAUUGCGAUGACGACCCUUCGAACGAUGAGUUUCGGAUGAAUAUAAUUGGGAAAUACCCGAAGUCGAAGAUCGCUAAUGAGGAUAUUAGUAGGAGGAAAAUAUACUUGGAGGAAAUUUUUGGAAUACCCAGGAAAACGACGAGAGAAAAUUUUAAUUUUGGAUAUUCUUACGACUACGAUGACUUCGACGACGUUCACCCACGUCUUCCACGUCACGAACGUUCCUCGAAGAUUUUCCUAAGGACGAAAGAAAAUCUUUGGAAAUUUCACACGAUCUUACUGGAAACACUACUUCCCACGAAUAAUAUCCUACUUCCUGGCGUGGCCGUUUCAUGCGGCGAAUGCAGCAGCAGCGGGACCAGCGAUAUAACCGAACCCGGUUCACCCUGUAGUACGAGUAGCGACGAGGGUCUCGCCGGUAUUCGAACAACCGGCUCCGGUAAUCAACACAAACUGGCGCCCCCCACGCCACCCCCCAUCAGGGGGGCGCAAUGGCCUUGGACACCUCCCUUAGCCGCCACGGCGUGUUCUACCUUGAAGAAAAUUAAGGGUGAACCGGAAGCUGGCACCCUACCAAAGGCCGGAGCCGCGGAUCCAACGACCAGAGGAAAGACCCAUCACAAUCAGCACCUUCAUUUACACGACGGGACGAACGGAGGAAUGCCAUGCACGCAGGGAAAAAUCACGGAAUAUUUCAAAACCCAGAUCAAACCGCAGCAAAUCAAGGUGAAGAAAUCCUUGGACAUGUCGAUGAUGGUCGCCAAAAGUUCACCGGAAUUUCGACGUCCACCGACCGUUCAAAGGACCCACAAGGGAGGACUCGCCAAAUACCUCGGGACCGUACCUCCGAACGGAAGGACGAACGACUGGGAAGUUCGCACCAUGACUACGUCACCACCGCCUAUGAAGAAGCUACCGGUUGCCGCGCCGAGAGCGGUGCACAAUAAUAAUAACAACAAUAAUCCGAACAACCAUAACAAUAAUAAUAACAAGAUAGAGAAGCUCCAGAAUCCAGUGCCUAGUCUACCUACUUCCACCAACGUUCUGAAUUCACUGCCAGCGGUUAAAUUAUCAUCACUGAGACUACCGUCGGAUGUUAGUCCCGAUCCGAAACCCGAUCCUCAGGGGACGGUAAAGACUUCCAUAGACGGUGUGCAAAUAGGUGUCGAUUUUAGAGACAACGUAUUCGCUAAACCAACCGUCAAUGAAAAUAAUAAUUUAACAUCCACCAUCGUACCGACAAGAUCUCAAAACGAAUUGCACCUGUCGAGGCUAUCGCCUACCGUCGAAUCGGCUGAUCUUCAGAACAACGUUUCUACGAGGGCCGACGAAGAACCCGAACAACAAUUGUCACCCAUUUUGUCAGCUCCGACAACCAUCAGAUUUCCGGCGCAAGCACCGGGGAAAAAUAGACCACAGACAACGGAUACUGGCAUCUGCAGGUGGGACCGAUGCGAUGCCAGAUUUGAAUCCAGCAGCGGUCUUCUCGAACAUUUACAGGUCGCUCACAUCAAUACUCAGACGGGUGGCGAUAAUUUUAUCUGUCAUUGGCAAGGGUGUAAAGUACAAGGAAGAACGUCGUGCUCUCGUCGGUGGUUGGAGAGACACGUUUUGUCGCAUGGUGGAAACAAACCGUUCAGAUGUAUCGUGGAUGGAUGCGGUAGCAGAUUUAGCUCACAGAUUACAUUGGAACGACAUGUCAACGGUCACUUCAAUCAACCCGAAACCAGCAGCAGCAGCAGUAGAAAAAGUUGUGAAACUGGUGGAAAAUUGGUUAGAAGAAAUGGCAAACGUCUCAGAUACAGGCGACAGCCCUGGUCCGCGAGAUUAUUCGACUUUGUCGAUACCGGUGUUAUGGAAGGACUGCAUCAUCGGUUGUUAGAACUUGCCCGGACUCGUACGCAAGGCCGAUUAGCGGAAACACCAGGCGAUGCAAUGGCGCUAACUAGUCAAGUCUUAGCUCGAAGGGUAGAAAUGGAUGGAAAGACUAAAGUGUUGUUAAGAUGGUACCCACAAGACAUAGCGCCGGACGAAUGGGUGCUAGAAUCAGAGGUCCAGCCUACGAAACACGUGAGAAUAUGCAGUGUCGCAGCUACUUCUCCGGACGAAGUAAACAACGCUCUUUAUCCAGCAAUGAACGGUCGAAUGCCCCCUCAGACUCGAAUAAAACAACGCCGAAAACCGAUUAAAAAUUCGUGAUACCAAUAAAUUGUUGCAUGAUGGUAAAACAAAAAGAAGAAGACGAAGAAAAGAAGAAAAAUUGAAGUAAAAACAAAACGGAAGAUAACGAAUCUAAUGGAGAAAAAUUUGUCCCCUAGGUUGCGAGAAUCUUAUAAAAGCCACAGGCCUCGCACGGGGCUAUCUUAACAGAGUUUUUUGCACUCCUGAUGAUUAGUUGGAGGCCGAAUAUAGAAAAAAAAAAACAAACAAAGCAAAAGACAGCGGACAACAAUCCAUAAUGUGAGUUGAACAAUGAGGUAUAAGGUACUUUUAAUUUAUUUAGCUUAAUCAAUGAUAAAAACACUAGAAUAAUUAUUAAUUUUAGUAUGUUUAUAAUUUCUUAUUGUUCACGACGCGAUGAUCGACUCCAGAAAAGCCGGGUCGACCAAAAGUGCCUCACCAUGGAUGUUUCCCUAACUUGUAAAAUCUAUUGAAUAACGAUUUUCAACUAAUUAAGUAUUAUCUGUUAGUUAACCAUUUAAGGAGGUGAUCACUCUGGUGGCCUUACGAAAAUCAAUUAAUAUCUAAAUCGGUCUUGGCAUUUCUGGACUUGAGCUCGGAACAAACUUCUCAAUGGCAACGUGAGUUCGAAAAUUACAUAUUAAAAGGUAAGAUAUAUUAAAAGAAAAAAACAAAAAAACAAAAAAAAAAUAAAAUAAAAUGAUUUUGUUAGAGCGACGUUAAUCGUAUGAACGCGGGUUGAGAAAAUAAUUUUGGGUUGGCCGGCGUUUAAGUACAUCAAUCGGGCUGAAAUCCUGACGCAUUAAAAAUUAUACCAACGAAAUAAUAAAUGGGCGCGAAUCGGUUAUUAAUCGCCAACGGCCGACUCGAUCUCGAAUGUUUUCUAGAAAAACACCGUAUAUGGACUUGAAUUUGGAUCACUCGUUCGAUGGUUUAUAGUUGAAUGUAUUUUCCGCGCGAAAUUCAUUUUUCCCUUUCGACGAGUGGUGUAGGUAUAGUUGAUAAAUAUUGUACAUUAGAGAAAACUUGGAGAGAAUCGAAAUGAUGAUGAUAUAGAUAAAGAAUAAGACAAAAAAAAAAAAGGAAAAGAAAAGUAAAGGGGAGAAUAAUACACAACAGCUAAGAAUCACUGCCAAUAUGUGUAAUUAACAAUCUUAGGCUUAUUGAUAAUUAAAAGUUUAAUUGUAUGUAUUCUGGUAGAUCUAUAGCCGUCUAGUUAUAUCUGCGUACACGCAUGUUUUAUUAUUAUUAUUAUUAUUCACAUUAUCAUCAUUAUUAUUAUCAUCAUCGUCAUUAUUAUUAUUAUUAUUAUUAUUCCUUUGAAUGGCACUUGAUCAAUCAUUCAAUCAAUCAAUCGGUGUGACUAGUCUAUGUAACGUCAUUAUUUACCUAAUCGUUAGAGAUUUCCUGCUCUUAAAUAUGAAUUAUUCAACCUAAUCGUAUUGAAACUUAGCGAUGGAUGGAGAACGGAAAUAAAUCUACCUCCGUCGUUUUUAAUCUUUCCAUAUUAAUGUGCAAAUUAUCGGAGAAUGAAAAAAAAAAAAACGAAGAAAAAGAAUUAGACUAAAUUUGAGUCUUUUCAUUCAAUGGAAUACGAUCGAUUCAAUCUCAAUCAUCCUUCCCCGUAAUGGCAGGUUUCGUGAAUUAAUAUAAAUGAAUAUUUGAAUUUGUCAAAUAAUAUUAUAUGAAUAAUUAUAUAAAAUGUGCCGUGCGUGUAAACGUGGAUAGAACAGACCUGUAUAUAGUUAGAUGAAUUAUUUGAAACCCUCGACGUGACGCCUGGGAUCAUAGAUUAGCGUACCUUAAUUCUUAAUCCUUAAGUAUACUAAAAACUAUAAAAUGGAGAAAUCGACUGCCACUUAUCAAAUAAUUUCACUGCCAAAAUCACUGCCAGCUGUCAUGCUUUUUUAUUGGCAGCCAGAGCUGAAAUUUUUUAUACAAAAAACGAAAAAAAAAAAACAAAAAAACGAAAAAGAAACCUAAAUGCGAUUCGAAUUCGCGUUAAUAUUCGUGACUUUAUUUAAAGAAUAAACAAAGAAGAAUAAAACGUUAUAAUAAUUAUUAUAAUCACAACAGUAAAAACUAUCUUGUUCAAAAUGUUUUUGAGAUCCAAAUUACAAGAAAGAAAUUCAUUAAAAAAAAAUUGACACUGCCGAAAUAAAAUGUCAGUCGUCUGAAUUCCAUCUUGACGAAACAUUUGUACAGUCAAACGUUCCAUUUCAUAUUUAUAUUGUUUUUUUUUUAUUACUUUUUUCUGUUCAGGCACUCCUCAGUUUGUUUUAUUUUUAAUAAUGUGUAUCAUUUUUCUUCGCGCUAUACUGUCUUCUAGUGCCAUAACGUUCAAUCUCGUAUUUAUUGCAUCGAUCAUAUAUAUUAUUUUUUUUUUUUUUUCUAUCAUAAUUGAAAAUUGAUGACUCGAGAAGUCUGCACGGAAUCAUGUGAUUAGGAUUUCAUAUCUUCUUUGAUCAUCGAUUGAAUAUUUUUUUUUUCGUGGUGUGACCGUGCCAUUGCUACUACGUAUCCUGUGUUUGAUUUUUUUUCUAUUGAAUACGUCAACCUGUCGCAGAAUUUGGAAAAACCCAAAGUGAAUUAUUUUGCUUUUUUCAAAUCGCCGUAACUUGCGAUUAAAUUUGAAUUUUUUUCUAUUAUUCUCGAUACUAAAAUAUUAUCAUAAAAAUCUUACGAAUAUUAAACGCAGAGUACGCAGUCAGCGACGGGAUUCAUCGAGUCACACUUGAUCUCGAAAAAAUAAAAAACAAAAAGUACAUGUAAAUGAAUAAAUGAAAAAUAAUAAGAAGAAACUCAUGGCAAAAAUUUCACCGAAUGUUUGAACAAGGAUUUUCUAUGUAACCGUUGAUCAUUAUUCGGAUUGAUCAUUAUACCUACUACGUCAGGUAGGGUAAGAUUAUUCUUGUUCAAUCAUUUAAUAUGAUAUGGUAAUAUUGGACUGGAUCUUAAUGAUGAAAAUCAGAUUGAAAAAAUUUGUGAGAAUCAGGCACCCGAUCAUAGACUGAGAUCGUUAAGUAAAUUUAAAGAAAUAUUAUUAUUGUUUUCUUUGUGAUUAAUAAGGAAAAGGGCCAUUUUCCGAUCGAGUCGUAAACUCCCACCUAGGAUAAUAGAGCUUAAGGUUCCAUUUAUCAUUUCGCAUCAUAUUCACGAUUCACACUAGAAAGAAAAAAUUAAAAAUAAAUUAUGAUAUCGUAGUAAUUUGCAACGUAUAUCUCUCUCUAAAUAUAUCUCGUCACAAUACUCGAUUUGUUCGACAAAUUAGUUUUUUUUUUUCAAUUUGUUUUUGUUCUGAAUUCAUAUUCGAUAGAACAAAAAAGAAAAAAAAUACCUACUUUUCUUUGAUUUUGAAAAAAUUUGAAAAUCAAGUGUAUUUGAAUAGUGGUCCAAUUUUCAUAAAACAAAGGUAAAAAGAAAAAACUUCAUGGCAUAAAAAAUAAUAAUAAUAAUAAUAAUAAACAAAGUAUGGUACAAAUUAUGUUAGUUAUUGUCGAGAAAGAAGAAAAAAAAUUAAAUUAAUGUGAAAAAGGAAAGAAAGAAAAUAAUGACUUGGCUCGGUCGGUGAUGACUCCUUGUAAAUGAAUAAUAACAAGAAAGAAAAAAUACGAAAGAAAAAAUGAUUAAAUAUAUACAUAUGGCUGAAUCUAAUAGUAAUACUAACAAUAAUAAUAAUAAUAAUAAUUAUGUUUAUAAAUCGUAAUUAGGAAAAUAUGCUGUAUAAAAUCAGAGUGCGACUGUGUUGUUGUCGAUUAAUAAUUUCUCAUUCUCUCGAUAUCGCAGGGCUUUGUUAUGAAAAAAUAAAAUAAAAAUGAAAUAAAUGUUCUCCACGUCUUGACAUGAUUGGUGGGAGUAGUAUCACAUCUUGGUAAUAUUAUUGAUUUUUGAAAAACGAUACCUCUAAUAAUAUGAAAUCACAGAGUUGGAAUUCACCAAAAUCAAUUUCAACGCCGAAAUUUCCUGUCACUUAAUUUACAAUAUCAUCUCUUUCUUUCUCUCUCUCCCCCUUUCUCUCUCUUUAUAUAUAAUCUUGCUACGAAAUGUAAAUGUUUAGUAGAUCAUAAAAUAUUAAUUACACAUGCAAUUUACUGUGUUAUCACGAUAAAUUUUUUUUUUCUUAGCCCCGUUUCAAGACCAAUCAAAUCAUUCGUUCUAAAAAUAAGUUAACUCAUCGCGAAAACAUUUAAGUAAAAGGGAUUAGAGAAAAUGAAAGAAAAAAAAAAAACUGAAAAUUUUGUUAAUUAUAACUAAAGUUGGAUUUGAAUGGGUAAGAAAUAUUCUGCAGACAAAGUGUUAAGAUAUUCCAAUAUCAUGAAAUCACAAUUUAAUUUAAUUUAAUAAAUAUUUUAUUUCAUUUUAUUUCAUAACUUAUCUAGACUAUAAUAACAUGAUCAGUUUUACAUCUUUUUAUAACGAGGAAAACAAACGUAGAAGAGUAAAUUCAUGACAGUAGAGUUUAUUUGUGAAAAAUUUUACAAUUAUAUUUACGUUCGUUUCGUACAGCUACAUCAUUUAUUUCCUUCUGACAGCCGGUACGAAAUCAAGACGAAAUUUGUGAUUAUCCAGUCGAUAAAUGAAUAUAAAUUAAAUACAAAGUACAUACAUUAUACCCUAUACUACGGCACGUAUUGAGCAAUUUAAUUUUGCGCGAUUAGCGAGGAAAAAAAUGUUGAAGUAAAAGAAGAUUGAAACCGUUGUAUUCACUUAACUUUUAGACAGCUGUAAAUAAAGAUACUAAAAUUAAACAAUAUUAAGGGAGAAAAAAUAAUAAAAUACUUAAAGGUCUUCGUCAAAGUAAGAAAGAAAAAAACAACUUAAAUUUAAUGAAAUUAAACAAAAUAAAGGAAACUAUUGUAUACUGUUUCGGUAUUUUUGCAAAAAUAAAUUAAAAUGAAGUAAAAAAAAAACAAACAAGAUCGAGAAUGAAAAAACAAAAAGAAAUGAAUGAAUAAAAAUAAGUCUCGGUAAAAUUAUUAUUAUUAUUAUUAAUAUUAUGAAAAAGUCAGAUGCGUGAGGUUAUAGUAUUUAUAAUGAUAAAUAUUGAGUGUGAAGGUUUGAAAGAAAAGGACAAGAGAAAAAAAUAAAAUAAAAUACAUAAUUACCUAAAUUAGUCGUGGCGUGAUAAAUCCGAUUUUUCUAAUAACCAUCACCAGCCUCAUUGGCGCAUAGUUGUCGCAUAAUUUUUUUUUUAACGAGCAUUAAUUGUCUUGUUAUUUCGAGAGAGGAAAAAAUGCAACAAUAAGAGACACGAAAUAAUUAUCGUUAUUACUAUUGACAUUUGACGCUGGUAAAAUCAAAAGUGAUUAUUCAGCUUAACGAUGAUAGAAAAAGUGUGCGUAGAAAAUAAUGAAAGAACGUAAGGGGAAAGAAAAUCUUCUCAAGGAUUGAUGAAUGAUAUGUGUUACUCGCAAGAAUAUUUGAAAAAAAAUUGAAGCUUACUAGUUUUCGGAUGAAAAGUUUUUUAAAGGGUGCCCGGGUUAUGUCGACGUGUGUCUCUGUUUGUGUAAAGAUAAAUUAGAAGAAAAGAAAAGGAAAAGAAACAACCUAUGAUAGCUGAUGAAUGAAAGAAAAAAAAUGUAUAAAAGAUCACGAGGUCGGAUACAUAUAUUAAUAUUAUUAUUGUAAUAACGGGUAUGUUCGGAUUGUGUUCAUACGACGAAAUAGAUGAUAAACUGAAAUUGAUUAUUAAUUAUUAUCGAUCGUCGAUGGAUGAAUUAUUAAUUUUAUUAAUAUUAUUAUUAUUAUUAUUAUUAUUAUCACUAUUAAUAAUAUAUAUAAGCGUUCAUUCGAAUGAAGGGAAAAAUAAAAAGGAAAAAACCAGAAAAAUGAAAAGAAAUAAUAAUAAUAAUAUGAAGACUCGUACGUGUUUCUCUCUUGUAUAAUUGAAUUUCAUCAUCAUCCCAUUAUAGUGUGUAGAUAGAAUUCGGCAUUCUAUACAAGCUAUACCUACGUUAUCUCACGUAUUCGUAGUUACAUUACACAGGCAAAAAAAAAACAUUCACAUUACAUUUAUGUAUACAUUACACGAUAUUAUCAUUGGUGUUCGUUUAUUAUAAAAUUCUAUAAAAUAUGUACGUAAAUGAUUAUACAAUGAUGAAGGGAAAAGAGAAAAAGGAAGUGGGAAAACGAAAGAAAGCAAAAAAAAUAUGCUCAGGUAGUUUGUUUGAUUAAAUUUAUUUGCAAAUUUGCAGCGACACUCUAGACGACAAUCACCCUCAUUAUAAAAUUAUUCUAGACGAAUCGUCCGGUAAUUCAUAUCUUUUCUUCAUUGUACAACCAAGAAUUAGCGGUAUCUACAGAUAUAAUCUUUUCUAGAAUGAAACGUUGAUAUAUUAAUUGAGGAAAACAAUUCAUUUGAAUCAAUCUCUUCUCCUUGGGUUUUUUUAUUUAUUCUUAACGAUCGAUAUUAUUCCAAUUCGCUCGAUUUUGAUUAAACUCUUGAUAGACUUUUCGUUCUCAAAAGAAGAAAAAAUGAAUAAACAAAUAAAACAUAAAUGAAAAAAAAACAUGAAAGGAAAUUAUGAAAGCUCUGAAGCCAAAAUCAUAUCGAUUCAAGUAACAUAUUUACACAAUGAUAAAAUCGAAAUGUUUUGUCGAAAUAAAUUAGUUAAUUAUUUCAUUAUAUGCUUGCCGGAGUUACUAUACUGAACAUGGAAAUAUUUCUCACCACAAAGAAAGGUUUAACCGCAAUGACCAGGAGGGGUCUCACUGGAUAAUUCCUAAAAAUAACGUAGAUUGAAUGACGAUGAGAAUAUUUUUCAUCCCUUCGUAUCAAUAAGAUUUAACUUUAUUCGUGUAAUGUCAUCCAAAAACAUCGAUCCUUUUACGACUGGAUAAAAUUUUGUUGAGUUAUAUGUCUAUUAGACGAAUCGACGAAGAAAUGAAUGAAAAAAAAAAACAUGAAACGUAUAAAAUUAAUUUCAGAAACGGUGAUCAUCGCCUGAACAUUUUUAUUAUUGAAACCCGUAAACACGUAACGCGAAAAAUAAAAAUAUUUUGUUACUGAUCUUCUUACUAUGUAAUAUGUAAGGGAAAAAGACACCACAUAGCUGUUACAAUCCAUACCCUAAUCUAAAACUGCGAUAAGAAGUGAUACGGAUCUGCGUAUUAUAUGGAAUAUGAGUACGAUUGAGACACACACUCGAUCGCGUUAUGUCACACUCAUGGAUUUUCGUUUCAUUACUAAAUUGUGUUUCGACUUUCAUAGAUUAUUUCUCAUUAUCAGCAUUAUUAUCCGAUGUAGUUUUUAUUUUAUGAAUAAGUAUUAAGGUUGUCACAAGCAUUAUCAUUAUAUUAUGAUUAUGAUUAUUAUUACUAUCGAUACGCAAAUUUUAGUCGUAUAAUUUUUCGUUUCUAUUAUUUAAAAUUUAGAAGAAAAAGGAAUUUUUUUUCAGAUUAUGACAUCAAUUUACAACGUUUUGCGGUUGAGAGCCUGUCUUAUUUCGUUGUAAAGGCAAUCUAACUACCUCAGUUCAUAUUUUAGAGUGAAUAAUUUUUGCCGUUAUAUACCUACAUAUAUAUGCAAUAUAUAUGUGCACAUAUUAAAUACAAACAUGAAAUAUGAUACGAUUA